Molecule: messenger RNA, 1248 nt
Organism: Cricetulus griseus (Chinese hamster)
Lineage: Eukaryota; Metazoa; Chordata; Mammalia; Rodentia; Cricetidae
Source: RefSeq, a predicted model, not a curated record
AUGUUCUGCUGUUUCCAGACUUCUGAAGGCUCAGGCCACCAAAGAACCAAGAGGCGUGGCCUUGGCUACCUUUGGAGACGUUGGGUGCGCCCAAUUACACAAUACCUAUGGCCACUUUCCCACAGGGAAACCAAGAGUAAAAGGAAGCUGAAUAAGCCCCCCACGUUCAAACCUAACAGCCCAGACUACCUGGAAAACUUCAUAUCUUAUAUUCCAACUGCAAUUAAGAACCAGGACAUCCUUGAGAUAUAUGUAUUUUUGGCUGUGUACCCGAAGUUUGCCACCGCCUGGGAGGUGCUGGACCUGAUAAUGGAAAUGUAUGGAUCUUUCCGGCCUGACUGUGUGGAGGAUCAAGAAACAAAUACUGCCAUAUUCAGCUUUCUGUCCAUGUGGGUCCACACACACCCCCAGGACUUCUGUGAUUAUCCUGACGUGGCCACAAUGAAGCGGCUGUUGGACUACAUAAGGCUCAAUGUGCCUUCCUCAGAUGUCACUAUCCAAACUGAGGAUCUCCUAUCAGUGCUGGAGGAGCAGGAAUUGGAAAAGGAUGAGGAGGCCUCGGAUUGUGGCCUCUUGAGGGAAGGAACUCCAGAAACCCCAGUGCUGGAUAUCUCAGGGAUGGGAGAGACUCUGCCUCUGAGAGCAGCUUCAGUGGCAGGGCCAUGGGGAGAUAUGAAACCCCAAGAUGACACUAAACUCAUAGACCUGGAAGAUGGGGAACCAGAUGUGCCAGAAGUUGAACCAGUGCAGCUUCUGCCUCCAGACCAGCCUCUGCCCACAUCAGCUGAUACAGAGAAACCUCUAGAUGUGGCCCCCGAUGUUCCAGCUGUCGAGCAGAUAUUUGUACUUGGUGUUGUGCAGUUAGAUUGUGGGCUCAUCAGGUCAACAACUUCAGAAGCCCCAAUGCUGGAUGCCUCAGGGAUGCAAAAGACAGUGCAUCUGAGAGCAGCUUCUGUGGCAGGGCCACAGGGAGAUCUGAAACCAGCUUCUGUGGCAGGGCCACAGGGAGAUCUGAAACCCCAAGAGAACACUGAGCUCAUGGACCCAGCAGUUAGAGAACCAGCUGUGCCAGAAGCUGAAUCCGUGCAGCUUCUGCCUUUAGAUCAGUCUCUGCCCGCAUCAGCUGAUACACAAAAAUCUCUAUGUGUGGCUGCAGAUGUUCCAGCUGCCAGGCAGGUAUUUCUACCUGCUGUUGUGCAGUUAGGGGCACCAGAGCCUAUUUCCCCUCUGCCUGAUGUUGACAUAUAG